ACGUGCCCUUCUGUCAGUGAGUUAGGAGGAGUCAAGCGGUCAGUCUGUCGCCGGACACCGAGUAGUGUAGACUAAGUGCGAGAGGUGCAGGCGUUAUAGCGGAAAAAAAGGACCUGGACUACGCAGACCCUACGUAUCAUAAAUAAUUGUCGAUAGUAACUUAAACAGUGACUGAAAGCUGGAAUCUUCGUAUUUAAUUAUUUUGCGUUUCAAGCCGUGCAGGGUGCGCAGCGGUGUCCCUGCUUUACGUUGUGUAGCACCUGAGAGAACGCGUUGAAGAUGCCGCUGGCACAACUAGUGGAUCUUUGGCCCGAGGUGGAGGUGGUUCAUGAGGAGACGGAGCAUUUCUGCACUUCUGUGCUUCUCUUAUCUACUUUUCAUCACUUCCCAGAAUGGACAUGUUGGUGGAGAAGAGUCUGGGCGGCAUAUCUCUAAGGUAAAGCCAGAAAUAUCCUGGAUAGAGAGAGAGUUUUUCCUUUUGUACAAGGAUGAGGUGGUGGUUAAAGAAAUUCCGAUCACUCACCAUGUGAAAGAAGGUUCUGAGAAGGCCGAUCAGUCACAUUUUGUUCUUCUCAAAGUGUUAGGACAGGGCUCUUUUGGGAAGGUUUUCCUGGUCCGAAAAAUAACUCCACCUGACGCCAACCAGCUCUAUGCCAUGAAAGUGCUGAAAAAGGCCACAUUGAAAGUGCGUGACCGGGUUAGAACUAAGAUGGAGCGAGACAUCCUAGCUGAUGUGCACCAUCCUUUUGUUGUAAGGUUACACUAUGCUUUUCAGACAGAGGGGAAACUUUACUUAAUCCUGGAUUUUCUACGGGGAGGAGAUCUAUUUACACGUCUGUCCAAGGAGGUAAUGUUCACAGAAGAAGAUGUGAAGUUUUACCUAGCGGAACUGGCUUUGGGUCUUGAUCAUUUGCACAGCUUAGGGAUCAUCUACCGUGACCUAAAACCUGAAAACAUUCUCUUGGAUGAAGAGGGCCAUAUAAAGCUUACUGAUUUUGGGCUAAGUAAAGAGGCAAUAGACCAUGAAAAAAAGGCUUAUUCUUUUUGUGGGACUGUGGAGUAUAUGGCUCCUGAAGUAGUGAAUCGACAAGGACAUUCGCACAGUGCAGACUGGUGGUCUUAUGGCGUGCUUAUGUUUGAGAUGCUGACAGGAUCACUGCCAUUCCAGGGCAAAGACCGUAAGGAAACCAUGACUCUAAUCCUGAAAGCCAAACUAGGGAUGCCUCAGUUUCUUAGCAAUGAAGCACAGGGUCUAUUACGCUCUCUCUUCAAAAGGAAUCCUACUAAUCGUUUAGGAUCUGGUGUUGAAGGGGCUGAAGAGAUUAAGCGCCAUCCCUUCUUCUCGACCAUUGAUUGGAAUAAAUUAUACCGCCGGGAUAUGAGUCCACCCUUUAAACCAGCAGUUACCCAGCCAGAUGAUACCUAUUACUUUGAUACGGAGUUUACUUCACGGACUCCAAAAGACUCUCCUGGUAUACCUCCUAGUGCUGGAGCACACCAGCUCUUCAGAGGGUUUAGUUUUGUGGCCCCAGUAUUGGUAGAGGAAGAUGCAAAAAAAACUAGUAGUCCUCCUGUACUUUCAGUGCCAAAGACACACAGUAAAAAUGUUCUUUUCACUGAUGUGUACACUGUGCGGGAAACAAUUGGUGUUGGAUCAUACUCUGUAUGCAAGCGAUGUGUUCAUAAGGGAACCAACAUGGAGUAUGCUGUAAAGGUGAUAGACAAAACAAAGAGAGACCCAUCAGAGGAAAUUGAGAUCUUGAGGCGAUAUGGGCAGCAUCCCAACAUCAUUACCUUAAAAGAUGUUUAUGAAGAGGGUAACAGUAUCUACCUUGUAACAGAGUUGAUGCGAGGUGGGGAACUCCUGGACCGCAUUCUAAGGCAAAAAUUCUUCUCUGAGAGAGAAGCCAAUCUUGUCCUUUUAACCGUUUGCAAGACAGUGGAGUAUUUACACUCUCAAGGGGUAGUUCAUAGAGACCUGAAGCCUAGCAAUAUUCUGUAUGUUGAUGAAUCAGGUAAUCCAGAGUCAAUCAGGAUAUGUGACUUUGGAUUUGCUAAACAGCUACGAGCAGAGAAUGGCUUGCUUAUGACUCCAUGCUACACAGCCAACUUUGUUGCGCCAGAGGUAUUAAAGCGACAGGGCUAUGAUGAGGGCUGUGACAUCUGGAGCUUAGGCAUCCUCGUUUAUACUAUGCUUGCAGGAUACACACCGUUUGCAAAUGGACCAGGAGACACCCCUGAAGAGAUACUAGCUCGUAUUGGUAGUGGGAAGUUUACACUGAGGGGUGGAAACUGGAAUACUGUGUCUGACUCAGCAAAGGACUUGGUUUCACGAAUGCUGCAUGUGGACCCUCAUCGGAGGCUCACUGCUAAACAAGUUCUACAGCAUGAAUGGAUCACAAACAGAGACUUGUUACCUCAGAGCCAACUGAACAGACAGGAUGUACAUCUAGUAAAAGGAGCAAUGGCUGCAACCUACUCUGCCUUAAACAGCUCCAAGCCAACACCUCAGCUACAGCCCAUUAAAUCAUCUAUUCUGGCUCAACGGCGGGUCAAGAAGCUGCCCUCUACUACUCUUUAGCUGGAGCCCUGCCUAAGGGAAUUAUUCCCUCUGCCUCUGUGCAUAACUUCUCACGAAAACUUGCCGAUACAGCCUUACCUUCCUGCUGUUCCUCCUUUGAUCCUUAUAGCUAUAGUAGAAGGAUGCCUGGUUCUCCAGCUGACCCUUUACACUGUGGUAGGAGGAACUGUGGGGCUGUGUGCUUUGGGCAGUGGUCGUGAAAACACGAAUGUAUACUUCUAGUGGAAGGCUCCACUUUUCAUGGAUAGCAGUGUGUCCACUGCUACCAGUGCUAUCAUACCUAUCAUACCUGUACAUACUGCCAAGCACAAUCUCAGGGCUGUCUGCAGUCCUACCUACUUGUGACAGAAGAAGACAUCUCUUUCUUUCUGUGGGAUGACACAGGGAAAUGCUACAUGUUGGUACUUAGUUGUGGAUCUCUCGUUUUUCCUUUCUGCUGCAUUUACACUAAUUUAGCCCAUUGUUCUUACACUCCUCUGCAAUCACUCUCACAUAUGAAAUGUCAUUUAUCUUCCACUAGAUGAUAAUAGGUGGUGCCUUUUGCCCACCAAAAGGGCUGUAUCCCUUACUGUGUCCAACAGGUCUGGUAUUACAAAGAAAUUAUGUGUUGUGCUACCAAGGGCACUUUAAAAUUUACAUAAUAGCCUCUACUCUCAGAAACUGUGAACAUGCAAAUGAGAAUUUAAAAGCUCCAGAAAUCCAUCUCACACUUCAGUAUCAAUAAAAACUGUUGGAAUACAAGAUGUUUUUUCUGUACAUUGCUAUGCUUGCCUUUGAUGAUCUUGUUUAACUCUCUACUGUAGAUAGAAAAAUCUACAGCCUACUGUUUAAUGACCUGACUGCCAGCUCCUUAGGUUUUUGCAUUGCCAUUUUUAAACUUUGAUCUAAGCUGUGCAGUGUUUACUAGCAACAAGUAACACUGCACAAUCAAAGAGCUCCAUCAGGGAAGGGGUUAAAAGUUGUUUAGGAAAAAUGUCUUGUGUAUAAGAAUGUACUCCAAAGUAGAUAAGGGGCAUGUUAAAGUGUGAUGAAAAGAUAAAAUUGGAAUUAUUCAUUUUGA
Molecule: messenger RNA, 3641 nt
Organism: Xenopus tropicalis (tropical clawed frog)
Lineage: Eukaryota; Metazoa; Chordata; Amphibia; Anura; Pipidae
Gene: rps6ka1
Product: ribosomal protein S6 kinase A1
Exons: 24
Coding region: 329-2581 (750 amino acids)
Biological process (GO): intracellular signal transduction
Molecular function (GO): transferase activity; ATP binding; nucleotide binding
Source: RefSeq, a predicted model, not a curated record